This is a messenger RNA of Drosophila navojoa, 1404 nucleotides long. RefSeq names its product alpha-N-acetylgalactosaminidase. Gene Ontology annotation, biological process: oligosaccharide metabolic process; glycoside catabolic process. Gene Ontology annotation, molecular function: alpha-galactosidase activity. The record is from RefSeq and is a predicted model, not a curated record. NCBI's taxonomy places the organism in Eukaryota, Metazoa, Arthropoda, Insecta, Diptera, Drosophilidae. Gene Ontology annotation, cellular component: cytoplasm.
GCUCGCGAGCCACAGAGUUCGCUACGGCAUAUUUAAAGAGCUCAUGCAAGAAAUUUUAAUUAGUUGCGGAAGUGUGGCUAAAGUUGUGGCAAUCGGGCCAAGUUCAGUCAUCAUCAUUGAGAAUGCGAGGAGAAGGUAUCUACGUGCUGCUGCUGGCGAUUGGAGGUCUGGCUCUAACACUGACAAGCGUUGCCGGACUGGAGAACGGGCUGGCCAGAACGCCGCCAAUGGGCUGGAUGCCGUUCGAGCGGUUCCGCUGUCUGACUGACUGCGUAAAGUUCCCCAGGGAUUGCAUCAGUGAGCGGCUCUUUAUGCGUACGGCUGACCUUCUGGUAUCGGAGGGGUAUGCGGCGGCUGGCUAUAAAUAUUUAAUAAUCGAUGAUUGUUGGAUGGAAAAGGAGCGCAACGCAAUCACAGCCGAGCUGAUGGCCGACCGAGAACGAUUCCCCAGUGGCAUAAACCACCUAUCAGCAUACAUACACAACAAAAGUUUGAAGUUCGGCCUGUAUCACGAUAUCGGAAGGAGAACUUGUAUGCAUUUGGGUCCCGGGGCGCACGGCCACUAUUCAAUUGAUGCCAAGACCUUUGCCAGUUGGAGCGUGGACUAUGUCAAGUUGGACGGCUGCUAUGUCGAUGGCAUUGACCUUAACACGGCGUAUCCGGCCUUUGGCCAGGCAUUGAAUAGGACAGGUCGGCCCAUGGUUUACUCCUGUAGCUGGCCAUACUACCAAAACAACCCCAACUUUGAAUUGAUAAGAAAACAUUGUAACUUGUGGCGUUUCGCUGAUGAUAUCAGAGACUCCACCGCAUCCAUUAUUAACACCAUAUUCAACUACUUCAAGAGGCAGGAUAAUUUGACAAAACAUGCCGCGCCUGGCAGCUGGAAUGACCCAGAUAUGCUGGUGUUGGGCAACUAUCACCUCAGCUAUGAUGCGAGUCGCUUGCAACAGGCCAUGUGGGCGGUGCUCGCCGCCCCGCUCAUCAUGUCGAAUGACUUGCAGACAGUUCGGCCUGAAAUCAGGGCAUUACUGCAAAAUCGCGAUAUAAUCGAGGUCGAUCAGGAUCCACUCGGCAUACCAGGCCACUGCGUACUGACGUCUGGCAAUAUACAGGUCUGGCUGCGCCCCGUCAUGCCUACUAAUAAUAUUGGAGCACACUCAUUUGCUGUGGCUUUUGCCAACAUUGGGGAGCACUAUGAGUGCCCCCUGUGCCCACAGACGUUUCGAAUUAUUUUACAAAAUUUGGGACUCUCGAAUCAAAUGGGCUACGUAGCUUAUGACUUGUUUGAUAGCAAGCGGCAGGUGGGUCUAUUCAAGCCGCAAGACCAAUUCACUAUACGAAUCAAUCCUUCAGGAGUUGAGUUUUAUAAAUUUAAGUCCGAAGAUAUUUACUAGAUGGCAUCGG